AUGAAAAGCAUUGAAAUAUACGGAUUCAUUGGAUGGAUAUCUUCAUACAUAGUAUUUGUAGUUUAUUUAGCAUGGAUAUUCUUACCAGAAUCAGCAUUGCAUGUAAUAUUCUCCUUAAAACUAAUCUAUAGUCAUUAGGAAUUCAUUUCUUCCCUUAAAAAUAUUGGGCUUUAGCAAUACCUAGUUUCUUUGUUGCUACUAUUUUUACAGUGAUAACUGGUUAUGCAGCUUUGAAUUAUUGUUUCUGUAAUAACUUUAAUUCAUAUGAAAAUAUUGAAGGUAUAGAUUGAAUGAAAAAUCACUCUAGACAAAUAUACAAGAUUUCACAAUCUCAAGAAAACAGAACUUCAUGAAGGAUUACCUGAAGUUUAUGACAUUCCUAUUAAUGUUGUGAAUAAUGUAUUAUAUUGGUAGAAGGAAAUGGUAGAUAAAUAUUUACAUAAACAUAAUAAUUAUUGA
This is a messenger RNA of Paramecium primaurelia, 459 nucleotides long. The record is from the annotation of a GenBank genome assembly. NCBI's taxonomy places the organism in Eukaryota, Ciliophora, Oligohymenophorea, Peniculida, Parameciidae.